UUCCAACGCAAAUAUUUUAGGUUAGAGAGCGGUGAACAAACAAACGAAUUAUUAGAGCUACAAAUUCUGAAAACAGUGCUGAAAAGUGUUUUCAGGCGCUACAUUUUUCAGCGCACAAUGGCUGACGAUGAAUACGACAGAAAAUUUGAGAAUCUCCAGCAGUAUAUCCCCUUUUUGGAGAGCAUGAUAGAACAGUUGAUGGACCCGAAGAGGAAAGACAAGGAACCACAAUUGACGAAAAUGGUAUCCUUGCAUGCGAUGAUUACGGAUAGGAAGAAAAAGUUAAAAAUGAAAACUUUAAUCAAAUGUGAAGAAGUAAUUGUAAAAUUAUAUGACAAAGCUAAAUCAAGUGGUAAACUUCAUUUAUCUCCAAGUCCACCUUCAGCGUUGACCAAAAAAAUACCAGAGGGUCAACCUUCUGGUAGUUGUAGUGAUAAUAAACCUAGAAUAGAGAUUCCAGAACAAUUGAAAGCGUUUCAAGAUUUACCAACGAGAAAACCGGUGUCUUUUUCUAUUACCAAACCAGUUAAAGUAAUAAAAGGAGCCUCUAGUAUCUUUAGUGAAAAUCAAAAUUUGGAAAUAAGAAGAAAUUCAAAUGAGAAAUCUGUAUCUAACACAGAAGAUAAAGAUACAAAACCAAGACGUGAAAAAAUACCAGAAGGGCAUUUGAAUCAACCUUCUGCUAGUUGUAGAAUAGAGAUUCCAAAAGAAUUGAAAAAGUCUACAAAUUUAACAAAGAGUGAAAAUAAGGUUAAACAUGUGUCUUUUUCUACUACUAAACCAGUUAAAAUGGCGAAWGAAACCACCCGUAGCGUUGGAAAUAAUCAAAUUUUGGAAAUGAGAAGAAAUUCUAAUGAGAAAUCAAGUCAUAUGAGUAACCAUAAGUUAGAUAAUACAAAACCAAAACAUGAGUCAAAUAGUAAAGAAGAGACAGUUAAGGCUAGUGAAGCAAAAACCGAAACGGUUUAUCAACGACUAACCGACAAAUACAAUCCUAAACCGAAAACACCUCUUCUACCAACUCCCCUCCUCAAUAAACCAGCAGUUGUACCGAGAAUACCUCUACUACCAAUUCCUCCACAUCCCUUCAUCUUGAAUAAUCCAGCGAUUGUACCUCAAAUCCUCCCUAGCAUUCCUUUACCCCAAAUUCUCUCUAAUGUUCUUUCUUUCAUUAAUUUGACCAACGAAAAAAUAGAUAAUCAAAAAACACUUCCACUACACAUUGGUGCUCCACCCAUCUUGAAUUUCAUUAACAACACGGUGAUUGAAAAUAAACCAAAUUUUUCUCUCAAUCUAUCAAAACCUGAGGUACAAGUAACCAACGAUGAACAAUUAGAAAAACCUAUAAACAACACAGAGCUUAAAGAGAAACUUAAUCAUUCUCUCAAUCAAGUUACCAAUGAUGAACAAGUAGAAAAACUUAUAAAAAAAAGAAAUCCUAACAAACAACAACGGACGCGUAUCAGACUCCUACUGAAACAACAGAACAAGAAUUCCUGUUGUGUAACUCCAACACCUCUAAAAGAUCUGAAGUUGGACAAUUCCCAAACAACUCCACAAAAUUCUAGGGACCCGAGGUUGGAGAAGAGUUGUAAUUCUUCAAUUCCAACUGAUCCUCCAYCAAUCUUGAAUUUCGUUAAUACAGASCUUAAAGAGAAACCUAAUUUUUCUCUCAAUCAACCAAAACCUGAGGCACAAGUUACCAAUAGUGAAGAAAUGGAAAAACCUAAGAAAAAAAAACGUCCUAACAGAAGGCAACGGAAGGUUAAUAGACUCCUACGGAAACAACAGAACGAGAAUUCCUGUUUUCCAGUUCUAACACCUCCAAAAGACCUGAAGUUGGACAAAAGUUGCAAUUCUCCAACACCUCCACAAGACUCGAGAUUGAACAAGAGUGACAAUUCUCCAACACCUCCAACAGUCUCUAGAGACCCAAGGUUGAACAAGAAUUCCGAUUUGUCACCUCCACAAGACUCUAGAGACCCGAAUUUGAACAAGAGUGACAAUUCUCCAACACCUCCAACAGUCUCUAGAGACCCAAGGUUGAACAAGAAUUCCGAUUUGUCACCUCCACAAGAUUCUAGAGACCCAAGGUUGAACAAGAAUUCCGAUUUGCCACCUCCACAAGACUCUAAAGACCCAAGGUUGAAUCGGAAUAUAGUAUAUGACCAGAAAGAAAAYACCUUGUAUGAACCAAAUGUUACGGACUCGAAACCUAGYACAAGUACAGUAAAAGAAAGUGAAGAUGUUGUUUCAAGUAGUGUCUCACCUUCUWUCGAGUGCAAAUGUAAAAUAAUUGAGAGUCUCAAAGAGGAAAAUGYCGGAGUUGGUGAAAUAUCCUCAACCAAUGACAUUCAAGAAAACCACUCAAAACCUGAAGAUGAGACCGAGAUUAUUAAUAAAUUCUUGAUGAAACAUUUAGAGRAUGAACGCACUCGAAGCAUUACAUCAACUUUUAUCAAAAAUUUGACUAAAACGAUCGGUGACGAGCAAUUAAAAAUGGUAGUGGAGAAAGUUAAUACGUWUCGUGCAGAAGAAGAAGAAAAACGUCGAUUAAAAAAGAGAAAAAUUAAACAAAAAAGAAUAUUGUUGAGGAGGCGAAAGAGGAGAGAAAUGCUUAUGAAGAUUCGCAAAAGGGAAGAGAAGAAGAAAGAGGAAGAAUUAGUCGCUGUGAAGAAGAAGAAGAAAUCUAAAUCCAAAUCCGAACUCGAUUUGCUUCACGAAGACAUCAAUGGGAUGUUUAUAAGAGAUGAAAUUAUGCGAGCGACUGGUCCAAGAAGUUGUCGAUUGACGAAAAACGCACCACAACCUGAAACUGUCGAUGAAAAGAGUAAAAUUGCGCUGAAAAAUACACCACAACCUGAGACUGUCGAUAAAAAAAGCAAAAUUGCGCUGAAAAUUACACCACAACCUGAGGCUGCCGAUGAAAAAAGCAACAUUGCGCUGAAAAAUACACCACAACCUGGGACUAUCGAUAAAAAAAGCAAAAUUACGCUGAAAAAUGCUCCACAACCUAAGACUAUCGAUGAAAAAAGCAAAAUUGCGCUAAAAAAUUCACCACAACCUGAAAAAUGCAAUUUUGAUUCUAAAAUUAGUUCAGAAGAAUUGAAAGAAAUGAUAAAUGUUAGAGUGCUUCUACCUAAAAUUUCGGUUAAACUUGACAACAAAACCGUCAGUGGUGAAGAGAAAGAAAAGUCAAGUGAACGAAAACGGGCAAAAUCUCCUGAUGUUGUUCCGAAAGCGAAACGUCGAAAAAUUGAAGAAGAGAAAAUCACCAAACAAACGGAAUUUACCGAACCCGAUAAGGAUUACUUUUGUUCGCAAUCUGUUAACUUCAAGUUGGCUUGCAAGCUUUGUGAUUUCUUUGGGAAUAAUAUAACUAGACAUUAUCGCAUUAAACAUCCCGAAUCGGAAGUUUUAUCAUCGAGAUUACGACCWGAUAAGGCCAAACAAGCGAUAAAAGACUCACUUGAAUUCAAAUUGGACGAAACUGAAGAAGUGACUGUUGCUUCGUCACGACUWUAUGCUUUUAAAUGUCGUUUCUGUGACGUUGAAAUGCAAACAACACAYUCAAAUUUUUUCGAUCAUAUUUCAACCCAUACAGGAGAAUACCGACAUUUGUGCACUUUGUGCUCGUUUUCUGUGAGCACACGAAGGGCUCUAAGAAAUCACUGUGAGAAGAAUCACAAGAAAAACUAUUAUCCGAGUGUAGUUUGGAUUAGGUCAAGAAUCUAUGGUUAUAUUUGUCUCGAGUGUAAUUUUGUUCAAACAAAUCGAAAGACUGUUGAAAAUCACGUCAAUGUUUAUCAUUUAGAAGAAGGCAAGAAGAUAAUGAAGAUACACUUAUCGACGUAUGAUGAUACUGCUGUUAGGUUGAAGAAUGAGGCUGAAGGAAGAAUCCAAAUUCUUGAUGAAGAUAGCGACAAGACAGUUAGUGAGGAAAAUAUGCUAGUUGAAGAAGAGAAGACUGAAGAACCGCAACCCAAACCAACGGAAACGGAAAAGACACCACUUUGUGAAGACAGUGGGAUGAAAAGUGUGAUUGAAGAACCGCAAUCUAAACGAAAGAAAACUGAAUUGCUGGACGACAAGAAAGAAUCACAAUCCAAACCAGAACCUUUAAAAAUAAUAGAAUCACCAAAAACUGUAAUGGGGAAGCUUCAAGGUGAAGAACAGAAAGAUAUUGAGAUUGAAGAACCGCAAACUGAAGAAAUGAGCAAUCGGAUGCUUGACAACAAGAACGACGAUUCGGAUUCGGAUGUUGUUUUCGAGAAUGAACCUGAAUUACAAUCUUUACCAAAGACUACAAAUAUUGAAGAACAGAAAGAUGAGACCCAAGAACUUCAGUCUAAAGGACUGAAAAUAGAAGAAACUGAAGAUUCAGAUUCGGAUGUUAUUUUUAUCGAGAGUGAACCAGAACCUUUAAAAAUAACUAUAAUGGAGAAGCUUCAAGGUGAAGAACAGAAAGAUAUUGAGAUUGAAGAAUCGCAAUCUGAACGACUGGAAGAAAGUGAAGAAAUGAGCAAGCUUGACAAUAAAGAAGAUUCGGAUUCGGAUGUUGUUAUAGAAUCACCAAAGACUAUAAAUGUUGAAGAAGAGGAAGAUGAGAUCCACGAACCUCAAUCUAAACGAAUGAAAACAGAAAUAAGUGAAGAUUCAAAUUCGGAUGUUAUUUUUGUCAAGAGUGAACCUUUACAAGUUAUAGAAUCACCAAACGUUGUGAAGCUUCACAAGGAAGGUCCACCUGCGUUGUCUCCUCUUGUAGAGACAAAACCAAAUCAUUGGAUUUAUAGCAUCAUCCGUGCUGGAUUUUUAAACAUUAAUAAAUACGAAGAUGGGCUUGAGUAUGUCUGUAGAGUCCCUUCGUGUCUCUUUUCAACUCGAGUUCGCGACAGGUUUGUGUCCCAUUGGGACGAAGAUCAUACUCGAAUCAAUGGUUGUUAUAAAAUGACCAAAUGUAAGAUCUGUCAAGUUGAUAUCAAAGCAACACUUGAUUCACCUCUUUUGACCACUUUUUUCACACAUGUUGAAACUAAACACUUGGAAGCAGAAAGCUCACCUCCCGUUUUACGUAUCCGUCGCUUAAGCGGUGAUAAACUCUCAAGAAAGGAAGAGGAAGAAACUGAAGAGGAGAAUCCUUUCGGGAUUAAAAUUGCCGGUAUUGUGUCACUCGCCGAAAACGAGAAACGUUCAAAAGAAGAAGAAAAAAUGGAACGUGUGGUCCUUAAAGAAUUCAAAUUGUCACAAAUUGAGAAAGCAACAAAAUGGAAGUCAAAAGAAGCAAUGAAAACAUUUUUGGAAUGUCCAGAAGCACUAUACAAAUGUCCACAAUUCUUUUGCAAGUUUGCAACAAGUCGAAGACGAUUGUUUGAUGACCAUAUUACAAUGCACUUAUCUUCGAAAGAACAACUUCUGUGUUGUGUCUAUUGCGAUGUUAAAACACCUCUAAACCAAGCAAGUCUCCAUAUUGGUUUAAGACACUCGAAUUGUCUCUAUUCGUGUUCAAAAUGCUUAUAUCGUGCCCUAAAACCCGAGUAUGUGAUGGUACACAUGAAAAAUAAACAUCCUAACGAUGAUAACAUAGUUGCCCUAUCACCAAAACAAUCAAUGGUUAAUGCAAACAAUAAACAAAAGAAAUUUUCGGUGAAAAAAGCAUGUCCUCCUUAUAAAUGCGGUUCUGAAGGUUGUACAUCGGAGUUUUUUUUUAUUGAUGAGUACUGUGACCAUGUCAUUAAGAGUCAUGAGGGUUUGAUGACUUGUGGUUAUGAAACCGAUAAAAUGAAGAGUGUUUUCAAGUGUGCAUCGGUUGAAAGUUUGAUUGAUCAUUACAAGUCACACAAGUGUUACCCUUUGCAUUGUCUUUUGUGUAAAGGAGGUAGUGAUGAAUUGUAUGGUAUCCUCGAGCACUACUCCUUGCGUCACCCUAAUAAAAAUCCAGAGGUGGUUGAUCGAAGAAAUAGCCCCAAAGAGGCAAAAGAGGGACUUUACUACUACUACAAUGAUGAAGCUGUUGAGAAAGUGAGGCGUGUCUCAGUUGAUGAAAUUUUAUCAACUGUUGAAGGGAGACAGUUCAAGGUGGUACCAAUAGACCACCCAAAAAAGAAGGUUGAUGGUGGAGAGUCCAGUGUGGUACCACUGGACAACCCCAAAAGUCUGAACGAAGGUUCAGAUGUUGAAAGUUUGGGUUUAACAGGACGCCAACUGUACCGUUGUGCCUUUUGCAAUUCAUCAUUUUCGAACGAUUUCGGUUUUACAUUACAUUUUCAACAAUCGAAAAAGUGCAAGAAAAUCAAACCGUUGGAAUGUGUGCAUUGUGAGGGGAAAUUUCCAAGUGUCACGUCAUUAGAUCAACAUAUUCAGUAYCAUGGCAAAUUGAGAUUUCGAUGUUCACUUUGUAUAAAUCGCUUUCCUUGGUUGCAUCAGUUGAAGUUGCAUUUGAAAGUUCAGCAUAAUGUGCGUAAUUCGAGGACAAUUCCAGUAAUCCCCAAUAAGACUAAUUUCGAAAAGGAUGAGUUUGUUCUAAAACAGGUGUCUAACGAUGGACCAGAAAAUGUUUAUCAGCCUUAUCAAAUCGACGAUUUGCUACACGAUUCUACCUCUAGUUCGGAGUUUAAGUGCGCUGUGUGUGACCACACUACCAAAGCCAAGGCUAGUCUAGUGCGACAUUUGCAAUCACAUACAGAGACAACACUGGGAAAUUGACUUGUCUCGAGCAAAAUGUUUAAUUUCUUGGCGACUUUCUAAGCCUAGUUGAAUUUUCCUUUUAAUAAAACUGCAUUAUGUACCAAAAAAUAAUUAUUUAAAGCACUUAAUCUAGGUCAACGGUGUUGUGAUCCUAGAUUUUUUAGAUGAAAAACCAAUAGUUUUUAAUAAUUAUAAUUACGGGACAAGAAAUCAUGUCAUCAAUUUCAAAAGUUUCAGUUGAUGUCGKUAAUGUAGAUUUCCUUUUUUACAACUCAGCAAUUGUCAGUUGUCAUUCCUUAAUGACCUGUUUURUUUCCUUAUUGUGCGAUAUAAUUAUAAKAUGUAAUAUAAUACAGUAUAAUUUCUUGUAUAUCACAAUUAUGUCUCAUAAAAAAUUGCACUAGUUACAAAUAACAAUAAACAUAACCUUUAAAACAACUUGCACCCACCUAAAUACGGGGGCUGCUUAUAAAAUAUUU
Tribolium madens (black flour beetle) is the source of this 7163-nucleotide messenger RNA. RefSeq names its product titin-like. Gene Ontology annotation, biological process: regulation of DNA-templated transcription. The transcript is spliced from 7 exons. The record is from RefSeq and is a predicted model, not a curated record. Gene Ontology annotation, molecular function: DNA-binding transcription factor activity, RNA polymerase II-specific; RNA polymerase II cis-regulatory region sequence-specific DNA binding. Lineage: Eukaryota; Metazoa; Arthropoda; Insecta; Coleoptera; Tenebrionidae. Bases 118 to 6702 code for a protein of 2194 amino acids.